Molecule: messenger RNA, 722 nt
Organism: Rhagoletis pomonella (apple maggot)
Lineage: Eukaryota; Metazoa; Arthropoda; Insecta; Diptera; Tephritidae
Molecular function (GO): nucleic acid binding
Source: RefSeq, a predicted model, not a curated record
UUAGAUAGAGUGCAACAAGUGAUUAAUAAUACGCCACCUAGAAGCACGAAAGUUUUACCCUUUAUGUUGUUGACAGUUAUUGAAAUGAGGCUGAGUGAGGUACCAGAUUUGGGAGAGUUUUUGGAAGAGGCAGAGAUCGAAGAAUUAGACAGGGAAAGAGAAUCUCUGCGCAAAGAAGCGCAAGAGAAUAUUAACAAGACCCAACAAGAAAAUCUACGUAAUUUUAAUGAGAAACGGAAACAAGAAACAAAGUACCGAGGAGACGAGUUAGUCGGCAUUAAGGGGACUCAAUAUGGUACGGUACAAGGUAACGAAAGUUUUAUCUCACGGUAGAUACGAGGUGCAGAAGGUUGGUGAGCAUGAGGGCUCUGGACACACAUCAACCGUUGCAGAGUAUAUGAAACGGUUGGAAAAACUAGCGGAAACAUACAGCAGGACAUCAUUCGAGCCGAAUGAUGAGUCAGUAGGCCCGAAUGUGGGAUUGCUGUGCCGGACCAGAAGUGGUCGGCAAUACACCCCUGACCGAACAACGCGCAAUCCCAAUAAAACCAUGACCGAACAACUCACAACCAAGUUUUCCGUGUGUCGCCGAAGCAAAAGGUCGCCUAGUCGUUGCUAGCCGGUGUGAUAUUAACACUUCAAUAAAUUUGAUUUAAGUAUAGUUAUGUAAAAGCAAUUCAAGUCCACUUAAUAUAUUUGAUUCAUAUUUUAAUUAAACUAAA